GAGCUUGACUGGGGACCGUCUCUCAGCAUGGACCCAGAGCAGUGUGGUCCCAACCAGCGCCCAGCAGCUUGAACACGGAUCCGGAUCCGGACGGGACAGGAAUGCUGCUGUCUGGCAGGGGUCGCGUGCGCUGAUCAGGUAGAGAAAAGGACCGAGAUGCGUCACAGAGUCCCCGGGACAUAUCCGAGCCGAGUUAGAAGACAAAAGACGGUCCGAUCUCAGCGCAACAAGAGUCCAGCGCCAUGAAACUCAAUCCCCAACAAGCUCCGCUCUAUGGAGAGUGUGUGUUGACCGUUCAGCUCGAUGAUGAUGACGUGUGUCGUGCUGAGGGAGAGGACGAGGAAGAGGAGGAGGCGGAGUUUUACCUUUUAUUCUCGGGAUCCACACAGAGACACCUGAGCAGCACGCUGCGAGUCAGCCACGUCACACUGCAGGCUGUGUGUCCAGCCCAUAAUGUGUGUGAGCAGGUCUUGGUGACGUUGUGUUUGGCUCGGCCUGGCGCACCAGUGGAUACACACUCGCGGGAGACCUUCUGCUUCGUACAGGACUUGGCUCUGGACAUGGCCCACUUUCUGCUCGACAACAUAUCUCCACAGGAAGCAUUCCUAUUGGAUGAUGAGCAGAUUGGGUUGAAAGAGUGUGAGCGGUUGGACCAGAGCCUGGCCCUGGCCCUGAAAUACCUCAGCCUGCCCCCCCAGAGGACUGGACCCGCUUUGGACACACAGACGACACACACACCUGCACACAGUGGCACAGACGGGGACGACACAGAGACACAGCAGGAAGCUACGGCUAUGGAUGUCUCCACGCUGCUGGACAGCUGCACCGGCCGAUCUCAGUGCCAGCAGCUGUCCAGCCUGCUGCACGUGGCAGCCAGUCACGGUCUGAGGACAGUGGCGGCGUUGGUUCUGCAGCAGCCGGGAGGCCGGGAGGCGCUGAGGACGCCCGACGCCCAGGGACAGACUGCAGCCGCCGUGGCACGGAGCAGAGGACACCAGCAGCUGCUGCAGCUCUUCACACAGUAUGAGACGUCCUCAAAUGUCCAAGUGGAACUGAAGGAGCAGCCGCACGUCUACCCAGAAGGCCGAGUGUUUCAGCACCACGCCGCUCUUGGCACCUACACCCUGACCUUCCCGGGCCUGGGGCAGAGAGGCGGGGGCGGCGAAGACCGCUGCAUCCAGGAGGAGCUGAAGGAGCUGAGGAGACGCAUUGGUCUUCACAGGGACACACAGGGGAACUCUUCUGGUGCUGCGGCUCUCAGCCCUGCCUGUAGGCAGCAGCCCUGCGAGCAGAAUGCAGGGCUGUCAGCGGUAACCAUAGAGACCUGUAGCACAACAACAGAGGAACAGGGAAGUCCUCCGUCAUUGGAGGAGAGAGCCCGAGGGGAGGACUCUGCUGUCACUCAGACAUCCUGUAGCAGCGCAAGUCUUUGUCAGAGCCAGGAAGCUGCCAACUCUCCUGCCUCCCGCAACCGCAAAAACAAAAGAAGGGGUAGAAAGACUACGAGACGUGCAGCCGAAUCUCCAGGAAGUAACAGAGGCACCCCAGAGGUAGGCGGAGGGAUAGCUCGCAGGCCCACAAAGGCAACAGGGAGUGGGAGAGAGACCGAUGGAGCUACUUCACCUAGAGCAUCAGUGACAGCUCAGCGUGGUCCCGCAACAGAAGAGACUCCAUUACCCAGAAAGCCAGGGUCUGCAUCAGGCACCGAUGGGAAGUGCGCUGGCAGGAAGGCAGCGGCCUUGUCUACCGCCAUCAUCGUAGAAAAACAGGAAGUUGACCUGCUGAUGUGUGAGCGAGUUGCAGAGACAGAAACAGUGACACGGACAGAGCAGGGAGACACUGGACGUCUCCCGGCGGGACAAGCUGACGUCAAGUUUGCUGUGGAAUCAGCCGCAGAGAGGACAGUAACCAUGGGUCAGGAACAAUCCCAAGAUCCCCAGGAAAGUCAGCCGGGCUCGGAGGAGCCGAGCCAAGCUGACACCACGGACAACAGUCCUCAGUCUGGCAGGAGGACCAGCCCCAAGUCCCCGGACAGUGACCGAAAACCCCGCAGAGGCCUGUGGCGGGAUGGAGGCUGGAUUGGAAGCAGAAUGGGAUCAAUCCCACAGGGACCAGAAACCGUAGCAAAAACAGUGUGGUAUCAGGGUGAAAACCUGGACCAGGGCGCCAGUGAAGCCUGGAAGAACUCCCAGUCAGUUUGGUAUGAUGGUGACACAACAGAUCAGCGAACACAUGAACAGCUGGAGCAGGGAGUGACAAAGCAGAAAGAAUGCGACUGGAGCUCGGCCCAAGCUUCUGGUCUUAGUUCUCAAGUGUCCGCAGCUCUUAGUCAGCCACAUGCUGCUGGAACACAGCCAGCACUGUCACAAGGGCCGGGCGCACAAAGACGGGAAGUGCACGGAUCACAGCCAGAGGAGGAAGUAGGGCCAGAUUGGAAGGAGGGAGGAGUGGAGGGAGACGGAGAGGAGGUCACUAACAGAGAGACCAGUUACAGCAGACAGAGUUCUGAAAGAGCAGACACCGAAGAGGGAGGAGAAGAGAAGCAAGGGAGCCAAGAGAAAGCAGCAAAGAGCAGAAAAAAAAGGCGGAAUAAGAGGGGGAAGAGAGGGGGGGCAGAGGGCAAGCUUAGCUCCAGCUCCAGCAUCGAGUCUCAGAGUCGCAUCGAGAUAAAGACAGACCUAAAGACUCAGUCAGAGACCGAGUCAGAAGCCAGGGAUAGAACAGGAAGGGCAGAAGGCAAGUCUCCAACCCAGAGAGAGGAAACUGACAAGGACGCCAUGCUUCUACCCAGCCAGACAGAGGGCCAGACCAGGGGCGCUCAUGGCCCGGACUCUCCUAGUCCUAGUGAUACCCCUCCAGACUUCAGUCCGGCAGACCUGACUGAAAGUACAGCUUCCCAGACACCAGAAACAAAGGAAUUAUCAGAGGACAGCAAGCACUUUCAUGGACCUGAUCACUUCAACCCGGAUUCUAGCGUCGCUGCUUCAGAACUCGGUCAGAUGGACAUCAGAAAGGCAGACGUAGAGGACAUUACAGCUGUCCAACCAGUAAAAAAGGAAGUACUUGACCCUACAGAGCUGGAAUUAAAGGGGCUUGUCAGUCCGGUCCAACAAACCGUGGAUAACGUGGAGUCAAAUCCAUUGUCAGAAAAUGAGGAUUUGACGGUUGCUGGUCAAGCUGUAACGUCUGUGGAUCGGACAGGUUUGGUGGACUCUGACUGUCCAAGAGAAAUUCCUUUCAAGCUUUCAGAUCCUACGGAGUUCACCGAGAACUCGUUUCUUGUGGAAUUUCCUGUGGAUCCCAAGGGAAGACCUGUAGGAUUUAUGGAAUCUGUGCGUCCCGCAGAAGCUGGGGGUCUGCCAUCUGAAGGCACAGCGGAUGUUUUACCACUUCAAAUACGGGAAGGAAGCGCCGAGACUACCGCGAGGGGAUAUUCAGAGCAUUGUUUGGUCUCUGAGAUGCUGAGAGAUCAGCAGCACACAGACGAAAAGAGAAAUGAGUUGUGGGUGGGUAAAGAGGAAGCAGCUAAGAAAAGAAGGAGGAGGGAAGAAAAUGGCAGUGGCAUGCAUCGCAGGGAGUUGUCUUCCAUAGACGGAGAACAAGAGCAGGACUUCAAUGAAAACCUAGUUGGCACAGCGGUAGCGGUUGUAGCGGUAGCAAUAGCGUCAGCCGUGGCUAGCCUAGAGCUGAGCCAACAGUUAGCAGACAGUCAGUCAGAGCGUCAGGGGUCAGAGGAUUUACUCAACACUGUUCAGGCCUCACAGCUGAUGGACACAGACAGGUGUCCUCCGGUACCAUGUGAGACAGGACAGCAGCCUGUAGAGCAUUCACGACCUACUGAUCGGUUCCCCUCUCAACAAGCAGCUAAUGUUGAGAUAUCAGAGGUGGCGUUGGAGUGUGACACUGAGACAGGACGGCUUCCUGCAGCACGGCUAUGUUACAACCAGCCAGCUAAGCUGGACCUGUUUGUGCAUGCAGACACUCCCAGCUUGCCACAUCUCCACAAAGAGGAAAUCCAAAAAGAAACUACACAAAACAAAGUCUUUACACGUUCACCGCCUAAAGAAGAAGAAGACGGCCUACUCCGAGUUACUGGGAAACCUUUGCCAAAAGCAAACCAAAGCAUUACAUCCGAGGUAGACGGCGGGGGUCCCGUGCAGGUAGACGUCCAGCUGCAACAUCCAGAGGCUUCGGAGGAGAAUCCCACACCAGGAGAGCUUAGAGGCCCGCAGGAUCAGUCUGUCCGUCGGGAAGAAAGGGGGAUACAUGAUGAGGGUGACGUAGGAGGACAGCCGCAUGAGCAGGACAGUCCACACAGCUCGGAGUGUCAGCAGGACAGUCCACACAGCUCCAAGAGUCAGCAGGACGGUCCACACAGCUCCGAGUGUCAGCAGGACGGUCCACACAGCUCCAAGUGUCAGCAGGACGGUCCACACAGCUCCAAGUGUCAGCAGGACGGUCCACACAGCUCCAAGAGUCAGCAGCAGGACGGUCCACACAGCUCCGAGUGUCAGCAGGACGGUCCACACAGCUCCGAGUGUCAGCAGGACGGUCCACACAGCUCCGAGUGUCAGCAGGACGGUCCACACAGCUCCGAGUGUCAGCAGGACGGUCCACACAGCUCCGAGAGUCAGCAGGACGGUCCACACAGCUCCGAGAGUCAGCAGGACGGUCCACACAGCUCAGAGAGUCAGCAGCAGGACAGUCCACACAGCUCCGAGAGUCAGCAGCAGGACGGUCCGCACAGCUCAGAGAGUCAGCAGGACGGUCCACACAGCUCCGAGUGUCAGCAGGACAGUCCACCCCGAUCAGAGAGUCUGCAGCGUGUGUCAGACUGUCAGGAUAAAGAGCAGGACAGAGACCCACAGCUGGAGGCUCACCUUAAAACGUCCUGUGAAGGGGACAUUCCCACUUUGUCCCUUCCUAGCUGCUCAACACUUCCUGUUACCCCGCGUGACUCGACUCUUGCGGCCCGUCCCGGUCCAGAGGAACCGCCUGCCCCUGUGAAUGUGGAGACAGGAGAAUACCAGUCAUCCCAGGCAUCAGCAGACCGGAAGCUUGUCCCCGCUGGCAGUAGCACAGGUCCAGAGUCUGUUGCCAUGGAUACUGAAGACGCUCUGGAUGCAGUGGAUGGAUGGAAAGACAGAGAACGGAAUAAGAUGAAAAGUGAAGAGAAGGUCCCAGUGGACGUCCCAUCCCAGACAGCAGAAGAAGAAGAAGAAGAAGCAGAGCGCCAGCUGACCGGGAGACCCCCAGACGGCACACACCCUCUGCACAUCCAGAGGGAGAGGGAUGCUUUCUGCCCUGAAGCCAACACAGUACCAACAUGUUCAGAUGUCUCAGAGGAGUGUGUGCCGGUGUGUUUGUUGCACAAAGAAGACAGUGUGCAACUGGAUAACAGUGUCUUUAAAAAGCCUAAAGCUCCGCCCCCCUGUGUUGGACACAGGGACAGAGGGGCGGGUGUCUCCCUCAGUCCCAGUGAGGGGGCUCUGUCAGUGGACACGCCUGAUGCUGUGGCCCCUCGGAGCUCCAGGCUGGCCUGGAAGUCUCAAACAGAGGACAGAGGGGGAGGAGGAGGAGGAGGAGGAGAAGAAGAAGAGAACAAAGACCAGCUUUCAGACAGUCCUGUGUCCUCUUCAGUCUCCCGAGCCUCCAUUCGCUCCUUGUCUCCGUUCCGUCGCCACAGCUGGGAGCCGCGCAGGAACAACGGCGCUGCCGAUGUUGACAUCACACAGCGCAGCUCCAUGAAGAGUCUGUCAGAAGAGGUGAGGAGAGCCAAGCCCCCCCUCCACAGGAGAAGUAUGAGUUGGUGUCCAUCCACCCUGCUUCGUCCUGACCAGGAGCAGACAGACAACAGAAGCUACAGCCUGGAGGCUCUGCGGGGGGAGACAGGGGGGGCCCACCCUGCUGACCCCCAGGACAGGACUGCAGGCCUGGAUGGCCAGCACAGUGGCUCCCUGGUGUCCCUAACCGAGGAGGAGCAGGACGAGGACAGCCAGACAUCCCAUCAGGUACUGUCAGCGACAAACAGCUAUCCUGCCAUGUUCCAUCACCAAACCCUCACCAAAUCCAUCUCCAUGGUUGCCAUCAGUCACCGCGAUAUAGAUGCGGUCAGCUCAUUCUCCAGUAACUCGGGAACCCUGGAAUACAGUAUUUCGGAGGAGGAGCCGGGCCCUCUGCGGAGCGACACUGAGGGGAAAGGAGGGCCUAAAAUCAGUCGCACGUUCAGCUACCUCCGCAGCAAGAUGAGCAAGAAAGGCAAGGAGAAGGAGAAGGAGAGGAAAGGAGAGAAGGCACGAGAGAGUAAAGAGAGAGAAAAGAAGAGUGCCAACGGUCAUCUCUUCAUCUUGGUCAGUUCAUCUCCUUCCACCGCCGGCUGUCAGCACUGCAGCAAAGCUCUGCCCAGCAAGGAAAGCUUCCUCUGCAGCAACUGUGGAGCCAGUGUCCAUAAGAGCUGCAGAGAGAGUCUGUCUGUCUGCACAAAGAGCAAAACAAAGCAGCAGACGCCGGUGCCAGAAGCUGUUCCUGGGUCAGCUGUGAACAUGAGGAGUAAAUCGACGUCUUCGGCAUCGUCCGUGUCCUCCGCAUCGUCCUCGUCCUCCCGGGAACGCUGGACCACAGCAGCCAGCCCUGACGACCAGUUCCCUGUCCUGUUUCCGCGGAGACACCCCAGCAUCUUCAACACACACAGCAACCUGGCCAAGAGCAUCUCCACCAGCAACAUAGCAGGGUUAGAUGAUGUUCCACUCAAAGGCCUCAAGUUUCUGUCCCAGUCCACCGACUCUCUCCAUCAGGGGAGCAAAGUCAACGCCUCCACUGAGUCACUCACUGAUGAAGGUACUGAGAUGAUGGACAGUCAGCUGAUGGGAGAGUUUGAGUGGGACGUUAAGGAUCUGGAAGCUGAUUCCUGGAGUGGCACGAUGGAUAAGAAGUUCUUGAAAACGUUGAAAAAAGAUGAGAUCAAGAAACAAGACGUCAUCUAUGAGCUGUACCAGACAGAGUUCCACCAUGUGAGGACGCUGAAGAUCAUGUCUGACGUGUACUAUAAAGGCCUUCAGAAGGAGCUGCAGCUGGACUCUCACACUCUGGACAAGAUUUUCCCAGUUAUGGACGACCUGUUGGACACGCACACACAUUUCCUCACGCUGCUGCUGGAGAGGAAGAGGGCGUCUUCCACUGAGGCGCAGAAGGACAGCAGCUUCCUGAUCUGCAGCAUCGGGGACGUCCUGCUCAGCCAGUUUUCAGGCUGCAGUGCUGAUCGGAUGAAGAAGGUUUACGGGAAGUUCUGCAGUCGCCACAAUGAAGCGGUCAAUCUGUACAAAGACCUGCACGCCAAAGAUAAACGCUUCCAGGCUUUCAUCAAGAGAACGAUGAGCAGCAGCAUUGUGCGCAGGCUCAGUAUUCCAGAGUGUAUUCUGCUGGUCACUCAGAGGAUCACCAAAUACCCCGUUCUCAUCCAGAGGAUCCUCCAGCACACUAAAGACUCGGAUUCAGACCACGGCUGCGUGUGCGACGCGCUGCGCUGUGUGAAGCAGCUGAUCACGGCUGUGGACAGUAAAGUCAACGAGCAGGAGAAGAAGCAGAGGCUGAGAGAGGUGUACAGUCGCACUGACAGUAAGUCCAUCAUGAGGAUGAAGAGUGGGCAGAUGUUUGCUAAAGAGGACCUGAUCAGAGGGAGGAAGAUGCUGCAUGACGGAGCGCUGCAGCUGAAAAACUCUGCUGGACGGCUCAAAGAUGUCCAGGCCUUGCUCCUGUCUGACGUGUUGGUCUUUCUUCAGGAAAAAGACCAGAAAUAUGUCUUUGCCUCAUUGGACCAGCGCUCGACCGUCAUCUCUUUACAGAAUCUGAUAGUCAGAGAAGUGGCCAAUGAGGAGCGAGGGCUCUUCCUGAUCACGGCUGGUACAGAGAGGCCCGAGAUGGUGGAGGUGUUGGCCAGCAGCAAGGAGGAGCGCAACACGUGGAGGGCCAUCAUACAGGACGCCAUGCACUGCAUGGAGAAGGACGAGGACGAGGGCGUCCCCAGUGAGACGGAGGAAGACCGGAGGCAGCAGGAGAACCGAGCCAAGGAGAUCCGUGAGCUGCUGCGGAGGAAAGACGAGCAGAUCCUGGCUUUACUGGAGGAGAAGGUCCACAUCUUCAGAGAGCUGGGCGACUGGAGCCCCGCCCCUGACGAUCCCAAUCCACCAAUCAGGGAGCGCAUGUUGUUCAUGGCCACACCUGAUGAAGUCACAAAGGGGGAGCCGAUCAUAAAGGAUGCACUGAGAGAAGUGGAGAGCCUGCAGGGCUACGUCAGCAGCGGUGUUGGCGUUCCCGCCGGCCUGGCGGGGGGGGCCAGCGCGGGGCCCGUCUGUCUGCCCAGGAGAGCCGAGACAUUCGGAGGCUUCGACAGCCAUCAGAUGAGCAGCAGCAAGAACGGAGAGAAGGAAGAGGGGGAUGAAUCGCUGGACCUCCGCAGGACGGAGUCAGACAGCGUGUUGAAAAAGGGAGGCACUGCCAGCCUACAGAUGUUGCUGAAGAGAAACACGGAGCAGGUGCUGCACAGUGUGACACAUCUUCACGAGCUGCUGAUUGCACUACAGGCCGUGGUGCUCCAGCAGGACUCGUUCAUCGAGGACCAGCGGCAGAACCUCAGCGACCGGCUCGCCGCCACAUCCUCCAGACACUCGUCCUCUUCCUCGCUGUCGUCCACGUCCUCGUCCCGCCCCUCCUCACUCAUCGAGCAGGAGAAACACAGAAGUCUGGAGAGACAGCGACAGGAGGCGGCCACUCUGCAGAAACAGCAGGCGGCUCAUCAGGAGGAGAAGAGGAGGAGGGAGAAGGCGUGGGAGUUGAAGGAGAAGAGUCUGGCCGAGCGGGAGGAGAGGCUGAGGCUGGAGGAGGAGCAGACCAAGGAGAGGCGUCGCCAGCUGACCGAGGAGGGAGAGCUGCUGCUCAGGAAGAAAGAGGAGUACCAGGCAGAGCUGGAGAGGCUGAAGGAGGCCCAGAGGACGCUGGAGAGCGAGCAGGAGGCUCUGAGGAGAGACGCUCAGAGAUUGGAGGCCAUGAACACAGACCAGUCGGAGCAGCUUCAGAGGUACCAGCGCACGCCCUCCACCACCUCUGAAGACUCCAUAAGGUUCCACAGCUCCGGAUCUCUGGAUCUAGAUUCAAAAGAAGCAGCAGAACAGCCAAAAGGGGUGGAGGUCUCGUCCUCGGCCCCGAGCAGAGAACCUUUCCUCCGCAUCGGAUCCAAGAGGAUGGGCAAAAGCUUUAACCCCUUCUCCUCUACCUCGUCCUCCAAGCCCCAGGGAGCAGAGAAGGAGUCCCAGCUCCCCAGCAAACUACUCCAGCUGUCUAAAACCAAGGAGAAGAAAGACAAGAGGAACAAGAAGGGCAAAGGAGAGCAGACACAGACAGAAAGCAACGUUGCAGUGAUGUCGGACCCUCGCAAUGAUGGAGACAUCUUCUUCUGCUGAGGACCUGGACGAUGCACAUGUGCACUUGUAACUUUCCCGAGGAACCAGACAACCGGCCGAGCAGCAAACGGGACCCCUGACUCUCUAUUUGGAUGUACUGUAAAAUGCCCACGUGUCUCUGCUGACUGACUGGCCUCUGGACGCUGUCCCUGCCUUCCUGCCACACAGAAACGGGCCGCGUCCUCCUCCCAGAGACACACCGGGUGAAGGGUCAGUGUUGAGACGAUGAUUCAAUCAGGAGAAGAAGACUUUCCCUGCGAGCUUCCGUGUGUUUAGAGAUGGAAAGCCGAGCAGAAUCGGCCGAGCCGCGUGUCCGAUCCCGUGUCAAAGUCAAAUCUCCUCAAGACUUUACACUGUAGCUUUAACACCAACCAAUAAUGAGUGCCUUUUUCUUUCUAGCUGUGCUGACGCUAACUUUGAAUGCUUGUGGUGCUGGUGACUCCUCAGUUUCAGUUAGCAACUCGAGGAACUUUUAAUUUAAUGUGUGAUGUUUGCUUUAUAACUUUUUUUAUCAGUCAAGCUGUCAAACAGGACGGGACAUGAGGGAGUAACAGACGGCACACCGCGUGGCGUGUGUAACAGUUGGCAAACCGCCGCGUCUCAGUGGCCACACUGUGUGCUGAGGUCAGCGUUUGAGGCCACAGAACUCCAGACGCAACCAGUCAGCGCCAGGCCAGUCCCCAGAGACAUGUCUGAAUCUGGAGAGAGGUCAGGGCACGGGUCUCUGAGACAGUCUCUGCUCAGUGGAACGAAGGUGGUCCUAGCAGACGUUUUUUAUCUCCUAGAAAUUCAUUAUUUUUUGGUUGCGGGUCAUCCGAGUCAGCAUCGAGCUCCGCAGAAGAAUCCGCGAUCAUCUUUAAUUCGUCUUCCAGUGGAACAAUCACCGCUGCUCAACAGGAUCAGGAUACAAAGAUAUCUGAGCCUGCACUGUAUAUUCAUGAGAGAGUGAUGCUUCUUAUUAAGGCUCUGUCAUGUCCUAAUCAUUUCAUCAUACGUCUUUUAGUAAUUUGGUACCAAUUACAGUUAAAUAGGAACAUUCUGGAAAGAUAAGCUCCAUUUAAACCCAAGUAUAUCUCCAUUAAUUACUGCAAACUUUAUUCUUAAUAUACAUAUGUUGAACUGUUAUAUACUGAGCCCCCAAGGUCCUGAAAGAUGUAAUUCUUUGAAAUCUCAAAUGCUCAAAAUGUGUGUGUGUGUGUGUGUGUGUGUGUGUGUGUGUGUGUGUGUGUGUGUGUGUGUGUGUGUGUGUGUGUGUGUGUGUGUGUGUGUGUGUGUGUGUGUGUGUGUGUGUGUCAGGACUUUGGGGGCUCCGUAUGUAUGCUUGCUUCAACGUUUCACAUACGUUCACGUUUUCGCGAAUAGAAGUGUACCAACUGAACUAAAUUAGUACGACACCGUUCUUUGUAGUUACGUUAUUUUUUUUGGAAAUUAGGAAAUGAUUUGGAAAUGACAGAAUUGUAAAAGCAAACCUCACCCAUGAGCGCAGCAGUACAGUGUAGUUAUGUCGCAGUGGGGCUGGGUCACAAUUCAGUAUUAUUAGAUUUACAGGAUUUAUAUUGAGAGGAUAUGAUCAUCUCAUGUUAUUGCUUCUGUGGUCAAAAUGAAUCCUCCAGGCCCAUUAGAAUGAACAAACAAACAACCUGAGUUAAUAGUCUGAACAUUUGAACAUCGGUUUACUGAGCUCUACUUUUUUUUUUCUUCUUGUCAUCGGAAACAUCAGUUGACAGAACAAUAUCUCCCCUCUUCAGGAUCCCUUUAGUAGCUCUUCUUUUGACCACGUUGCACAUUGUCUUCAUCAGCAGACUGAAAUCACUGUCCGUGUUCCAACUCGCCGUGAUUCGGAGCACUUCUUGGCUUAACAACCAAUAUUGAUGACAAUCAAUUUGGAUUAUUUUACAUAUAUUUGCCUCUAUGACUUAUGUUGAUAGUUGGAACAAAAAUAUGUAUUACCCGGCGUCUUUAAAUGAGACAAUCAAAAAUCAGAGAUGACAUUCUACAUUGUGAAAAAAGUCAUAUAAGAAAAACUACUGUUUACUUGUUGGGUUUGUAAAGUGCUGCUUGUCACAUCGAUCAAUACCAAUCAUUGCAGACAGAAAGAGAGUCAUGAACGGUUGAUGAUAAUAAUAAUAAUAAUAAUGAUAAUAAUAUUAAUAAUACUGAAGAUUGUCAGAUAGUGGCUGGAGAUUUUAUUCCGCUCAGUGGAAGAGAGACGCAGAGACGGGCCUUUAUUUCCACCACCCCCCCCCCCAUCGUCUUCAUGUCAUGUUUGCUGUUGUUCAACUCUUCCUCUGUCUGUUUUCCUUCUUCUUCCCUCUAACCUGAACGCUUCAGGAGGCAAGUGGCUAAAACCUCACUCCCUUCCCCGAAGGUCUUUUAUUUUGAAAUAUAGAAUCAAUCACCGUGACUCUGAGAGAACAGUACCCAUGGAAUAAUGUUGUGGAAGUACACAUUACAUUGAAGUUGCCGUGUACGUAUGCAGUAGUGCAGUAUGUUUACUGUUUAUUUAUUUAUCGUUUGCUGUGAUUUUCAUUAUUUGAGAAUGUACAGCGUAACAAAGCCCAGUCUGAUCUCGAGUCAGACUUGUGAUGGAGGAAACAGUCCUGGACGAACUGAAUUAAUGACGUGUGAAUCAGAUUUUUACAACAGAUGGCUGUUCAAUUUGAUUGGCUAGACGAUUAGUGAGUGCAUUGGAUCCCGAGUGGACAAAGGAUGACGACCAUGUUAAACUAGAUACUAUACCUCCUCUGCACUGUACUGCAUAUGGCCCUGUUCCUCUGAAUGCAUCUGAACUCAGUAGCUGUUAAAAAGCCAACCCUUCCCCUUCAUCCAAAUAUUGUUUCUUUUCAUAUUCUCGUCCCCUCUCCAGCCCCGCUGCUGUGAUAACACACCAACACACAGUGGAUGACCUGAAGCUCUGAUUCAUCAUCUCUUACACAUCCGCACAUCAGAUCUGCUCCACAUUGAUUUUCUCCUCGUGUUCUCGGCAGCAGUCUGAAGAAAGAUAUUUCAGCCCACAGGGUCAUUUCCCGCCUUGCUGCUGAGAGGAGCAGAUUUCUACUGAAACAGAGUACAGUCACUGAUGUUUCCUUCUCUCCUCUCCUCCUCUCCUUGUGUCCUCUCCCCCCUCUCUCGCUCUCUCUCUCUCCGCUGUGUGUGAUUAUUAGCAGUGGUUGGUCUUCCUCAGUCCUUUGGUCUUCUGAUUCAGAAUUGGAAAACAGUCUUCCAGGUUCCUGCAGAUUCACAUGUUAAAAGGCAAUAUAUUUCAAAAUAAGUGCAAUAUAUUUCUACAGUAUCACACCACGUUAAUAUAAUGUGUUGGCGAGACGUGCCUUAAAAGUUUUUUUUUGUACAACAACCUACAGUCGGGGGUCUCUCAUUAAUACGCCACUUCCCACGCACAGGGGUCAGGUUUCCCCACGCUGUGUGCGAGAACAGGCCGAAAUUAUAAUUCAAUUUUGCAGGAAUUCACCAGCGUCUCAGAAGUUUUUAGCUUUUUUCCCCGCCCGUCGUCAUGAUUCACCCUAACGAAAGAACAACUGCCAGGGUCAUUAACAUACUGAUCAGCAUUCAGGAGGUGCUUUGCAUUGACUCUUUAUGGUUAAAAACGGGCGUGCACAGGGCGGGAUGAGAGGCUGAUUCACGUACGCACACUUUUGGGUAAUCUGUGAUUUAUAAAAGGAACAUUGCUUACAGAUGUGUGUACGCACGGCUUUAUAAAUCAGAAUUUUUUUUUUGGCAUACGCCUUUUUGGGCUUUUGGCCGUAAGUACACUUUUAGUAAGGAUCCUACGCACAGUUUUUAAGUCCAAAGGGAGAGAAAGGUAUUUUAUAUUUUGGUUUGAGGAUGGUGCCCCCUGUAUUAAUUAUUAACCAGUCAAAGUGACUCAGUGACUUCAUUCAUCACUUCAUUCAUCAUUGUAUUUGCAACGACUAUCAUUGUUCCAUCGUCAGCUGGCAGGACGCAGCGCGAGCCUCAGGCCGACUUUAGCUUCCUAGCUAAUGUCUGUCCUCUACGGACAUGUCUUAUGUCUCACAGACAUCCAGCAGAGAAAACAGGGCUGCUGACAAGAGAGCCUGGAAGACUUAGAGAGCUAAUCAGUUUUACUCAGUUGACAUGAAAUCAUGUAGUCCUUAUUCUUAAACACCACUGCCAACAAAAACCACUGUCUGUCCUCAGCUUUAAGCUCCAUUUAGCAGCAGCAGCCAGUUUCAAAGCUGGAUAUGGUGUCCUGGCUAAAGGAGCACUUUGUGAUAGAUUGUCGUCUUCCUUUUAGUGAUCCAAAUAUUAAGAAUACAUGUAAAAAAUCACUUUGGUGUGCAGAUUGUGAGUUCAGUUGGACUGAAGAUUGAGGCUGGCAUGUGCAAGCAGUAGAUAACAUGUUAUAAUGUAUCUUUGCGAACACUGUUCUACAUUUCAAGCUAAAGGCACUAGGGAUGAGUUCUGUUUCCAGAGUAGAAAUCCCAGCAGCACUGCCACCCCCCCCCACCCCUACCACCACCACCCCCCACCCCUCUCUCUCUGAUCCAGAUAUCCUUCAGUGGGUUUCAGUGUCCCUGAGUGGUUUAUUCUUCUGUGUCCAGUCAGAGGAGGUAUAUGUCGGGCUGUUCUCCAUUGGUUCUCCUUGUACACCUAUACAGCUCAGUUCACAAUCUGCAGCUUUUGGAUGUCGGAAACAAAAUAAGCUAAAUGACAGAAACGGUGUUUGAUCAUAGAACAUGGUGGUGGUUUGGGGCUCCACGGUGUUUCCCACUCAGCGUGCACCAGACUGCUACUAAAACCACUCAUACGGACUUUUACUAACUCACAUUAGACCUUACAGUUUUUGAACUGUAAGCUUUUUUUAAAUGUAUUUGUACUGUAAACAAAAAGGUACAAAGUUUAUUUUUCGCAUUUUGUGUACAAAGAAAAAAAAGGGCAACACAAUACAUUUUGUAAAUAUGUUUUAUGUACAAAUCUGAACUUCCAAAGUACUGAUAAUUGUGGAUUUUGUUUAGUUGGAUGAUUGUUUUUUUUUAAUAAAUAACAAAGGUUUAUUUAUCUGUCCUCUAAAUGUAAAGUCUUCUUCUCUCUUCAAUAAAUAACCGUGCCGUUUGUCACGCAACA
Perca fluviatilis (European perch) is the source of this 14558-nucleotide messenger RNA. RefSeq names its product A-kinase anchoring protein 13 (gene akap13b). The transcript is spliced from 48 exons. The record is from RefSeq and is a predicted model, not a curated record. Bases 243 to 9455 code for a protein of 3070 amino acids. Gene Ontology annotation, biological process: regulation of Rho protein signal transduction. Lineage: Eukaryota; Metazoa; Chordata; Actinopteri; Perciformes; Percidae. Gene Ontology annotation, molecular function: guanyl-nucleotide exchange factor activity.